Pocillopora damicornis (cauliflower coral) is the source of this 1061-nucleotide messenger RNA. RefSeq names its product transmembrane protein 242. NCBI's taxonomy places the organism in Eukaryota, Metazoa, Cnidaria, Anthozoa, Scleractinia, Pocilloporidae. The record is from RefSeq and is a predicted model, not a curated record.
AUGGCGGACGAAAAUACUAAGAAAAUGCACGAGAACGGCGAUUCUCAAAACAUGAAAGCGGGUGAUGUUUUUGCAGGAGCGUUGUUGUUGACUGGUGUAACUUUUGCGUCGAUAGCUAGUGGUUUUGGAUAUGCUAUCGGACAAGCGCGAAGGAGAAGUCCAAGCUCUUUUGACCAACGUCAACAAGAAGGGGCGAAACUAGCCAUGAGAGCUCUCGGAUGGGGCACUGUCCUUGCCGUCAGUGGGGUCGGUCUUCUAAUAUUUGGAGUGAAGACUGCUCUUGGUGUUAAGGAUGCGAAAGAAUUUGCUCUCAAAAUGAAGAGUAUUUUUCCCACAAAGGAUGGAAAGUUGGUUUCAUACUUUGAGCCCUGGAGAAUUCCAAGAAAUAAGGGUAAAGGGAACAGCGAGGAGUGGUGGUCUUCAGAGACUCAAAACACCACAAAAGAGAGAAGAUAAUUAUGCUUGCUGUACAUUCUGAAAUUAACAACAAACUCCCUCAGGAUGACAUACUGGCAUAGUAACUUUGCUACAUGUGUAAAAGAAAGCACAACAAAAAGUGACUUCAGAAGAAACCAAAUAACAUUGAAACAAUGGCAAAGAAGACAUCAAAAAGAAAUUAUGUCUAUAAAACAAUUGUCACUCUGGUCAGGGUUAACAUGGUGAAGUCUUUCUGGCCUAAUUAGCAUCUUGUUUUCCCAUAAUGAAGGAACUUGGGAGCAUUGCUGCUUCUUUUAAGCUGAGGUGCUACUUAACUGAUAAGCUGAGCUACUAUCCAUCAACUUAGCCCCCACUCCAUUUAUUCUCUGGUUCAAAGAAGCAAUGUGUAUGCAUUUAAAGAGUCAUGUCCAAAGAUCUUGAGACCACACUUAAGACCAGGCUCUUGACACAACCUUUCAACCUAUUGUUUUGACUGCUGGGUCACCCCUAGUAACUGUCAAUAAUUUUCUGGCUUGAAAUACAGGACAAUAAUGACUCCCUGGCAACAAGUGUCAAUUGAAUAUGAAUGUUCAAAACUUGUGAUCAGUACUGCACAAUAAAUACUGUGUUUGGAGAUUUAUUUA